This is a messenger RNA of Mytilus trossulus (common blue mussel), 1453 nucleotides long. Its product is annotated as zinc-regulated GTPase metalloprotein activator 1B-like. The transcript is spliced from 14 exons. The record is from RefSeq and is a predicted model, not a curated record. Bases 86 to 1174 code for a protein of 362 amino acids. Gene Ontology annotation, cellular component: cytoplasm. NCBI's taxonomy places the organism in Eukaryota, Metazoa, Mollusca, Bivalvia, Mytilida, Mytilidae.
AUAAAGUUAUCUCCCUUAGAAAAAUUUGGGUAAACAGAAAAAAAUAUAUAUCAACAUAUCAACUUUAAAUUCUAGAAAUUAAAAUAUGUCUGACAGUGAAGAAGAUGAUAUCCCUGACCUUGUACCAGCAGAGAAUAACAGAGUACCUAUUACAAUUAUCACUGGCUUUCUAGGAUCAGGGAAAACAACUUUAUUGAACUAUGUCCUCACUGAGCAGCAUGGGAAAAAGAUAGCAGUUAUAAUGAAUGAAUUUGGUGAAGGUGAUUCUAUAGAAAAGUCCAUGUCAAUAGGACAGGAAGGGGAACUGUUUGAAGAAUGGUUAGAACUCAGAAAUGGAUGCCUUUGUUGUUCUGUUAAAGACAAUGGAGUCAAAGCUAUAGAAAACUUAAUGACAAAGAAAGGAAAGUUUGAUUAUGUAUUAUUAGAAACAACAGGCCUUGCUGAUCCAGGUCCUAUAGCUUCUAUAUUUUGGUUAGAUGAAGAGUUGUGCAGUGAUAUAUUUCUAGAUGGUAUCAUUACAGUAGUUGAUGCUAAAUAUUGUGAAAAGUAUCUUAAUCAAAAGAAGAAGGAUAACACUAUUAACGAGGCAACUAGGCAGAUCGCCAUGUCAGAUGUGAUAAUAAUUAACAAGAUAGAUCUGGUUGCAGAAGAAGAAUUACAUCAGCUUAAAUCUAGAAUCAGAAAUAUAAAUAGUUAUGCCACCUUUUUAGAAACAGCACAGUCCAAAACUGAUUUAAAUAAUAUACUUGAUCUGAAUGCAUAUGAUGGUAAAGGUAAAAAUAGUUUAGAAGAUUUGUUUAAAACAAGAGGAUAUUCAACAGACAAUUUACAUAAAAUUGAUGAGGAUGUUGGUACACUAACUAUAGAAUGUAAAGGUUGUAUGAAUAAACAGUUGUUUGACAAAGCUAUACAGAAUAUAUUGUGGGACAAAAAUACUAAAAACUCAAAUGGACAUGUGAUGGAAAUUCUUAGGUUGAAAGGUUUGUUAUCUACUUCAGAAGAUAAACGUUUAGUAAUACAAGGAGUACAAGAACUAUAUGAUUCAUUUUAUACAACACCAUGGGAAAAAACAGAGGACAGAAUUAAUAGAAUUGUUUUUAUAGGGAAGAAUUUAGAGCAACAGAUUUUAGAGGACAUUAUAUUUAAAUGUGUAACAGAUUCUCCAGCUAGCUGACAAGUAUCAGGAAUGAUAGAAUUCACUGCAACAUUGUCAUAGAAAAACGACUUUUGAUUUAUUCUACACAGAGUUUUUUUAUUGGUAUUAUUACAAAUAACUUUAAAGGGAAAUAUACAGGAAAUACGGGAAACAAUGUUAUGAAUGGUGAACUUGCCACCUUCUUAUAACUUUCGAAUUUAUAUUUCUUUCAUUUCAUAUGAAAACAUCUUUUGAUAAAUUUGUUUUGAUUUUAUAUUCAAGUUUUGGAGUCCUGCAUUAUUAAACAUGGACAUAUUC